Messenger RNA from Carassius carassius (crucian carp), 1769 nucleotides. RefSeq lists its product as uncharacterized. NCBI's taxonomy places the organism in Eukaryota, Metazoa, Chordata, Actinopteri, Cypriniformes, Cyprinidae. The coding region runs from base 119 to 1657 and encodes 512 amino acids. The record is from RefSeq and is a predicted model, not a curated record. Gene Ontology annotation, cellular component: cytoplasm. Gene Ontology annotation, biological process: proteolysis. Gene Ontology annotation, molecular function: manganese ion binding; metalloaminopeptidase activity. The transcript is spliced from 16 exons.
AGAGUUCUAAAAAGCUACAUUUCCACAUCUCUUCAGUGGUCAUGUGAUUUGUCUUAGAGAAAUCUGUCAGCUGACAUCAAGAUUUCACUUCUGCAAGGCGAGGGAAGGAGCCGUGAAGAUGUCUGUAAAUGUCCAGCCUCUCCAGUGCACCGCUGACUGCAAGGACCAGAAUUUUGAUGGCAUUAUCUUAAUAUGCCAAAGUCAUGAGCAGCUCCCUGAUGAGCUGGAGUGUUUGAAAGCACCAUUACAGGACUACAGCGCAGUGGACUGCUGCAUCGGUGAAGAGGUGGUGCUGGUCAAGGUUCCUGGUCUCCCUGGAAACAGAGUGGUGUUUGCGUGCACUGGUCCAGUGAAUCGAGACUAUGAUGAUGUUCGGAGGUUCAGUGAUGCUGCUGCUAAUGGCAUUAAGAGGGCUCUGAAAGCUGGCAUGCAGCGUCCUCUGCUGGUUUGUCCUCCACACAGCAGCUAUGCUAAGAACACCUUGGCGGCUGUUCUAGGAGCCCUGCAUGUUCUCUACACACCUCUAGAGGUGAGGGAGCACAAGUCGUCCCCUAACAAGGUGACCGUGCUGGGCGUCUGGGCGAAGGACCGGACGAAGGGAGAAGCCAUCACUGAGUUGGCCACUGCUCUGGAGAGCGGCAGGCUUGUCUAUCGUGACAUCGGGGGCUCUGACCCGGAGCGAAUGGCUGCCCCUCGCGCAGCUGAAUAUGUGCAAGCGGUUUUCAAGGAUAGUCCUGUAACGGUGACAGUAGUGAGUGAUCUGAAAACUCUGGAGAAGGAGUAUCCCUGUUUGGCUGCAGUCAACCGCUGUGCUAACACUGUGCCGCGUCACCAGGCCCGAGUGAUCAAGCUGCUGUACUGCGGGGAAGGACCCAUUAAGCAGACCCUCAUGGUGGUUGGCAAGGGCAUCACGUAUGACACCGGUGGAGCCGACAUCAAGGCCGGAGGAAUCAUGGCUGGAAUGCACAGAGAUAAAUGUGGAUCUGCAGCUGUUGCUGGCUUCUUCCAGAUCUUAGCCAAACUAAAGCCCAAACACCUGAAGGUUGUGGGUGCAAUGGCAAUGGUGCGGAACAGUGUCGGAUCUGAUUGUUAUGUAGCAGAUGAGUUGGUUGUGUCUCGUGCUGGUCGUAGAAUCCGAGUUGGAAACACUGAUGCUGAAGGAAGAAUGGUGAUGGUGGACUUGCUUUGUGAGAUGAAGGAGCAGGCGUUGCAGGAGGUGUCUCCUCAGCUCUUCACUAUCGCCACUCUGACAGGACAUGCUAUCAGAGCCAUGGGACCUCAUUACUCCAUCAUAAUGGAUAACGGUGCUGCUCAACGCUCAGGGAACGCUCUGCAGUGGCAGAAAGCGGGAGAGAUACUGGGGGAUCUGUUUGAGGUGUCCACCAUUCGUCGAGAGGAUUACGAGUUCCACAAAGGGAAGUCUGAGUAUGAAGAGAUCCUGCAGUCUAAUAACCUGCCCUCGUCCGCCACGCCGCGGGGACACCAGGCGCCUGCCGCCUUCCUCAUCAUGGCUUCUGGACUGGAUAAGCAUGGAGUGGACUCGGACAAACCUCUGCCUUACUCCCAUAUCGACAUUGCUGGAUCCAGCGGUCCCUUCCCUGGUGUCCCCACAGGCGCCCCAAUUAUUGCCAUGGCAGCAAAGUACCUGGAGCUUUAAAUUGACGUCCAAUUAUUUUUCUGGUCCUUCAUUAUUUCAGUUAUUUCCAUCUAGUGCCGUUUCUCGAUUAAUGGCUUUCAUAUUUGCUCCGUCCGACACGUUUUGUGUUCAU